CAGUCAGAAUCGAGCAACAUGGCUGCAGUCUGCGCUGCCUCCCGUGUCCUCGGGAGAAAGAUUGUAUCAUCUAAAGCUGAUGCCAUUCACUACAUGACAGAGCAGGCACCUGCUGCAGUGGUGGAGCUGGAGAACUUUGGUAUGCCGUUCAGCCGUACCGAGGAAGGGAGGAUCUAUCAGCGUGCCUUCGGAGGCCAGAGUCUGAAGUUCGGUAAAGGAGGUCAGGCUCACAGAUGCUGUUGUGUGGCAGACAGGACGGGUCACUCUCUUCUUCACACACUCUAUGGACGGUCUCUAAGGUAUGACACUAGUUACUUUGUGGAGUAUUUUGCCCUGGAUCUGCUGAUGGAGGAUGGCGAGUGUAAGGGAGUCAUCGCACUGUGCAUGGAGGACGGAUCCAUCCACCGAUUCAGAGCCAAGAACACAGUCAUUGCCACUGGAGGUUAUGGCCGCACAUUCUUCAGCUGUACGUCAGCCCACACCAGCACAGGAGACGGUAAUGCCAUGGUGACCCGUGCUGGACUGCCCUGCCAGGAUCUCGAAUUUGUGCAGUUCCACCCCACAGGAAUCUAUGGAGCCGGAUGCCUAAUCACAGAGGGCUGCCGUGGAGAGGGAGGAAUCUUGAUCAACAGUGAAGGCGAGAGGUUCAUGGAACGUUAUGCACCCAAUGCCAAAGAUUUGGCCUCUAGGGACGUGGUCUCACGGUCCAUGACCAUUGAGAUCAGGGAAGGAAGACAUGCCAUCACCCAUGAGAAUGGAGAGGAUAUGGUGGUGCCAGGCCUGUACGCCUGCGGUGAGGCCGGCUGUGCAUCGGUGCAUGGUGCAAAUCGUCUGGGCGCCAACUCACUGCUGGAUCUGGUUGUGUUUGGACGCGCUUGUGCCCUGACCAUUGCUGAGACCAACACUCCAGGAGAGAAGCUUUCCCCUCUGAAACCCAAUGCAGGAGAAGCAUCUGUCACCAAUCUGGACAAGAUCCGCUUUGCUAACGGCAGUACCAGAACCUCAGAAAUCAGAUAA
Sinocyclocheilus grahami is the source of this 1017-nucleotide messenger RNA. Its product is annotated as succinate dehydrogenase [ubiquinone] flavoprotein subunit, mitochondrial-like. Gene Ontology annotation, cellular component: respiratory chain complex II (succinate dehydrogenase). Gene Ontology annotation, molecular function: succinate dehydrogenase (quinone) activity; flavin adenine dinucleotide binding; electron transfer activity. NCBI's taxonomy places the organism in Eukaryota, Metazoa, Chordata, Actinopteri, Cypriniformes, Cyprinidae. The record is from RefSeq and is a predicted model, not a curated record. The transcript is spliced from 9 exons. The coding region runs from base 19 to 1017 and encodes 332 amino acids. Gene Ontology annotation, biological process: mitochondrial electron transport, succinate to ubiquinone.